GGAAGUCUAUUGUGGGAAUAACCUGCCUCCUUUUUCUGCUUGCUCACAGCCAGUCAGUCAGCUUGAGGUGGAGGAGGUCUGAGCUGGAUUCAACUUGUCAGUCAAAAAGGCAAAGAUCACAGUAAUUGAGUGCCUCGGGUCUAUCAGAGCCAGGUGACAGACAGUCGUGGGUACCCCUGGAACAGAGCUUGAUAGUUCCCUCCCCGCCCAUUUCCCGGGGUUGCAAGCUCACACAGGGGGCUAUAAAAGCUGCAGCGGCGCCCGCGCCAGGACACCGCCGAGUUCGCCCACCAGCCCGAGCAGCUGCAGCACCAUGCACGUGAACGGCAAAGUAGCUCUGGUGACCGGCGCAGCACAGGGCAUUGGCAGAGCCUUUGCAGAGGCGCUGCUGCAAAAGGGCGCUAAGGUAGCUCUGGUCGAUUGGAAUCUAGAAGCAGGUGUCAAGUGUAAAGCUGCUCUGGAUGAGGAAUUUGAGCCUCAGAAGACUCUCUUCAUCCAGUGUGAUGUGGCUGACCAGCAACAACUGAGAGAUACGUUUAGGAAAGUUGUAGACCACUUUGGACGACUGGACAUUUUGGUCAACAAUGCUGGAGUUAAUAAUGAGAAAAACUGGGAGAAAACUGUACAAAUUAAUUUGGUGUCUGUUAUCAGUGGAACCUAUCUUGGUUUGGAUUACAUGAGUAAGCAAAAUGGAGGUGAAGGCGGCAUUAUUAUCAACAUGUCCUCUUUAGCAGGGCUCAUGCCUGUGGCACAACAACCUGUUUACUGUGCUUCAAAGCAUGGCAUAAUUGGAUUCACACGUUCAGCAGCGAUGGCUGCUAAUCUUAUGAACAGCGGUGUGAGACUGAACGUUAUUUGCCCAGGUUUUGUCAAUACGCCCAUUCUUGAGUCCAUAGAAAAAGAGGAAAACAUGGGGCAAUAUAUAGAAUAUAAGGAUCAGAUCAAGGCUAUGAUGAAAUUCUAUGGCAUUUUGGACCCAUCAAUGAUUGCCAAUGGUUUAAUAACACUCGUUGAAGAUGAUGCUUUAAAUGGCGCUAUUAUGAAGAUCACAACUUCUAAGGGCAUUCAUUUUCAAGACUAUGAUACUACUCCAUUUCACACAAAAGCACAAUGAAAAGACUGACAGGUAAAAUUUUACAUAUCAGCCAUAAGAGAAAUAAGCACAAAUGACUUCUCUUCAGACUAUACCUUCAUCUGAAUGUAUUAUUUUAAAUGAAAUGCUAUUAUUUGCAACUUCCCUUCAUGUAUAUUAUGUUGAUUUUUAAAAAUGAUUAUUUAAGUAUGUGGGUAAAAGUUAUGAAGUCUUAAAAAUAUGGUGUGAAUCAAUGCUACAUUUUAUCUUGAGUUUAAAUCAUGAUUAAAACAAAGGAUAUUCAAGAAAUAUUCUGCCUUUCAGGAAAUAUUCUAAAUUUGUGAUUAAUAAAAACAUUAAUUGUUUUUCUGAACAUCCUUUAAAGUAGAUACUUGAAUUAUUAUUUAAAUCAAGCAAGAUGUAAAAAAUAAGUUUUCCCAUUUGCACUUUAAAAGAGGCAUACUAUCUACAGUUGGGAAAUAUUUUGUAACAAAAUCUUGUAAUUCUAUACCAACUUUUAGUUGACCCUUUCACCUCUCAAAGAUCUGGUACAUUUAGGGACUAAGAAUUUAGGAAUUAAGAAAUAAAUUAGUUUAUGAAAAUAUCUCAAAUGAAAUGUACCACUUCAGAAAAAUACAGAAACUUAAUGACCUAGAUGAUUGAUCUACAGUUCAAUCUCCCAGUCUAGGAAAAGUAUUGUUUUCCCUUAUGAUAAAAACCCCAGGAACAAAAAUUUUCAUUGUUAUAACAAAAAGGCUAGCUAACUCCUAAAAUGAUCUAUUCAAAAUAUCUGUAUAAAGGUAUUUAAGUGUAAUAAUUUUUUAAAUUACUUAUUUGUAUCAAUAUGUAAAACUUUCAAUAAACCCUUUUCUUUUUUUUCUAAUAUCCAGAAUUAGUGUUCUAUAGACAGCUAUUGAGAAGAAACCAGUCUGGUCACAGCCUCAACUAUACAUAUUUUUUAUGCUCAAAAUCAAUAAUAGCAAGAAGUAAAAACAGUUGUGAUUUUUUUUCUUUUAACUAGAGCACUGCUCAGCUCUGUUUUGUGGUACUGCAGGGGACUGAACCUGGGACUUUGGAGCCUCAGACAUGAGAAUCUCUGCAUAACCAUUUAUGUUAUCUACCCCCCCCCCAGUUGUGAUAUUUUGUGACUUUUCAGGCAUUUUGUGAUAGGAUCAUUAAAUGCACCUGCUUGGGGUAUCAUUAUUUUCAAGCAGUAAUUAAUUCUAAUAAUAGUGAAAGCACAAGAUUUCCAAAUCAAUCAAUUCAUCAUAGAAAUAUUGUGGAAUUGAUUGUCUGUUCAAUCUGUCUAGUGCUCCUGUUUGAAGCAAAAUCCAUGUAGAUGAAAUUGUCAAGGAUUUCCUAGACAGUCUGAAAUGUCAUUGGAUUUUACUUUGUUUUAAUUUGGCCAUGGAGGUGUUAUCUUCACAUUUAAGAAGUAUAAAACUGUUGUCUAGAGUUUCAUAUACUGUAUUUGAGAAAUCAAAAUAAAUAAACAUAAGUGAACAGUAGUAGAGAUAUCAAUUAGGUACAAAUUUAUUCAUAGAAUUUGGCAAUAAACAAGCAGUUAAUAAUAUAAGUCUGUGGAAAAUUAUUUAUCUAACACAUUUUCUCAUUGUAAUGUUCAAAUUUAUAGCUAAAAUUUUCAUUUAUAUUUAAUUAGUAUAGCAGCAACCUGCAAUGUAUUUUGUGUUUGAAUGCAUUUACUCAUAUCCAUAAACCCUGCAGACUUAUUGAUAAAAUUAAACACUGAGUAGAACUAAAGAGAGAUAUUACAUAGUUUAAGAUUUACUUUACAUUAAAAGUUACCAUUUACGAAUCACUUUGAAUAAAUAUAUAGUGUUAUGAGAUAUUUCUACAUAGUGUAUGAAAGAAAUCUUAAAUUUGUUGUGGAGAAGGGGAGAUCUUAGUUUUCUUAAUUGUAUUUUUCUAUGAAAAUUUUUAAUGUACAUAAUAUGCAAUUUUCUAAUGUUUUUAUUAUGUAAAGUAGAUAAUUCAAAAUAGCACAUCCAAAGUUAUGUGAACACUGGGGAAGAAAUGUCUAACAAACCUACUUUGUCCAUAUAAAUUAAUUUUAGAUACUUGUGUGAUGAUUUUGUCUGUUUUGCUGUUAACAAAUUUAGAUUAUUGGAGAAAUAUGAAGAUGUGAAUCUUUAAUAAAACUCAGAUGAUUUCACUAAA
Erinaceus europaeus (western European hedgehog) is the source of this 3250-nucleotide messenger RNA. RefSeq names its product 15-hydroxyprostaglandin dehydrogenase (gene HPGD). Bases 314 to 1114 code for a protein of 266 amino acids. Gene Ontology annotation, molecular function: oxidoreductase activity, acting on the CH-OH group of donors, NAD or NADP as acceptor. Gene Ontology annotation, cellular component: cytoplasm. The transcript is spliced from 7 exons. Lineage: Eukaryota; Metazoa; Chordata; Mammalia; Eulipotyphla; Erinaceidae. The record is from RefSeq and is a predicted model, not a curated record.